AUGUCGGCCAUCGCUCUAGUCGCCGAGCACCUCGUGCGACGCUCCGUUAGCGACACUCCUAACGAACCCUCCGACCCUGAGCCCAAGCAGCCUUUCCCAUUCAUGGCAGUCAUCCUCUUCUAUAUCACGAUUGCCCUCCUUUCCGUCGUUUCCGGAUGCGUCGGCUAUGUCUACGGCAAAGUCGUGACUACACUGGCCGCUGUGGAAGAUCCUAACCCCGACGUUUAUGUGCGUAUCGACGAUGACCACGCUCCGCUCAACCCUGAGAAUACAGGAGACGAAACUGCCGAUGUGCCUCCCCAAAAGCCAGUCACCAGUUCCCUGAAGGGCACAAUCUCCCACCUUACUACUCGUGCUGGACGCUUGGCUCCAUUCCGCGGCCUUGUCCUCUAUAUCCUGACCGGUAUCGCCAUUAACAUUAUCACUUCACCUAUAUCAGCAAGCUUCCGCAUAUUUGGAAGCGCCGUUGCACGAUUCGUCGCUGAGAUUCUUCUGGCCAACUUGAGAGUGGCUUGGAUCCAUAUCGUCAUUUCGGAGCCAUCCACCAAGUCGCUCUGGUCUCGUAUUCCCUCAUGGCGCAAGACUUUCAUGAAGAUUGCCCCUGCUGCUGCUCUUCGCUCUCUCGCUGCUCAGAUUGUCACAUUCGUUCCCCUCACUAUCGCAUACGGCACCAAGGUCCUCGAGUAUGGCUCUGAGCCUGCCGCACGCUCCCCUUAUGCUGCUCUUUCCGGUGGCUUUGGUCUCCUCGCACUCUUCCUCGUCCUCUACGUCCUGAUUCAAAUMCCCGCCGAGGUCACUUUCAUCCGUGUCGCUGCCUCUAUGCUCCCUGAAGAUGACGAGACCAUCGUGCCAUUCGACCGCUCCUUCGGUGGCAAGGUUACUCCGGAAAUUGUCGGUGGUCAGGGCAAGAUUGGCAUUGUCGAUGCUUGGAAGUCAUUCGGCUGGGGCUCUCGCAUGCGGUUCUUGACCGUCGUUGGAAAGGUUUUCCUUCUCCAAGCCGCUCUUGGUCUACUGUUUGGUGUGGUUCUCUUCGCUGAGAUACUGAUCUUCUUCGGCAACAAGGGUUUCGUCGAUGUUAGCGCGUAA
This is a messenger RNA of Talaromyces amestolkiae, 1086 nucleotides long. RefSeq lists its product as uncharacterized. The transcript has a single exon. The coding region runs from base 1 to 1086 and encodes 361 amino acids. Lineage: Eukaryota; Fungi; Ascomycota; Eurotiomycetes; Eurotiales; Trichocomaceae. The record is from RefSeq and is a predicted model, not a curated record.